CAGAGGUGUGAAGCUGUCACUUUUAAAAGGUCGGAGCAGAAUGCCAUUCAAGUUCGCAUGCUGGACCAUUUCAUUCAGUGGCUGACCCACUUCUCCACUGCAACCUGCCAGAGAACGUGACCAGUGGCAUCGAUAAUGAGAAUCAGAAGUAAGAGUGUUGCUCGCUCUCACAGACAUAGACGCACACGCGCGCACACAAAGCAGACAAAAUUCAAUUUGGGGACACUACUUGUGUCACAAGUUGGUGGAAAAGCUGAUUAAAAAGUGUUCAAGGCUAGAAUCAGUCUAAUGUUUACUAUGGUUAACAAUAGUUAAUCCUACAUUUGAUUGAGCUCUGAAUAUUAAGGUCUCUUCCUUUUUAGUUUUUCCUUGUUCUCAUUGAGCGUCUAAGGUUGGUUGGGUGACGUUUUCAUUUAAUGUGGGUACUACAACCCUCAGUCCAAAAAAAGAACCUCGCAAAUCAUCACAUGUACUAUUGUGAUGAUUAAAUUCAUAAAGUAGUAAAACAAAUGUGUAAAAACAAUGGAAACAAAUGUGGAGCCAGAAGUCUACUGGCUGACCUCCAAGUGCACUUGUCAAGAUGCCCACUAACCUCAUGGACUCUCGAAUUUCUCUCUCUCUCUCUCUCUCUCUCUCUCUCUCUCUCUCUCUCUCUCUCUCGCUCUCGCUCUCUGGCUCUCUGUCUCUCUCUCUCUCUCUCAUUCUGGGACAUAAUCAAUGUUUCCACGGGUCUCAUGCUUUCUUUUCACACAUUCACACAGUUAUAAAUCUUUGUUUUCUGCUCUUAGUCUCUUUGCAGCUUCAUUCACAUGUUCUCAUUAAAUAAAGUCACAAUAUUCGUUCCUGGGAGAACUCAAUCACCCCCAUUCCCCACUGACUUGAUCAGUUAUUAUUAGGCGCCAACAACAAAGAUGACCAUCUUUCCCCAUUAUACGGUCAUACUUAUUGAUAGUGCUGAUAAAGGAUUUUUUUAAAACAUUGUUGGUCUGAUUAGAAUCAGGAUUUAGUAACUGAUUAAGUAACAGUCAAUAGAGAUAAAAAUCAUACAAUUUUGGGGCAGAUGGGGCUCUCGCAUGCUGCCAGGCUAGUGUGGGCAGCCACUGAUGGAGGCUUGAGUCGUCCUGCAGUGGCCCCAGGUUUGGUUCCAACCUGGCUAUUUCCUAUUCCCAUUCUUGUGAACACAGUGAGGGAAUUUCUACAAAUUUGGUACAAACAUUCAAACUUGGUCUAAUUGAAUCACUGAUUGGAUUUGGGUGGUUUAGGUUUAGGUCACAAAAUAUGAUUUUGGCCUGUUGAAUGUGAUAUCUCAUGUGAAUUUCUUCAUAUUUUAAUCAGUUGUCAGUUGGAGUCAAAGAUUAAUUGAUUAGAUUUUGAUGGUCAAAGGUCACAGUGACCUCAUAUGAGUCAGAAAAAGACUGAAAUGCACUGAUUGGCAGAGGCAAACAACCGUAAGGCGGUAAAUCUAGUAUUUAAUUAUUCCAGAAAAUUUUGACUCCUUAAUAAUUGUAUCAGAACUGGCUCUCAAAAAUCCAUAUUGGUCAGGGUCUAAUAAGAAAGAAAAGGGGUUUGUUCCCCUACUGAGUGCAAAGCGCAUUAAUCACCAAUAGAAAUGUUUUUUAAUGUCCUGUAUAUAAUGUACAUGAACAUAUAUCUGUGUAUGUUGGUGAACGUAGCCCAGGUUAGUUUUCAAUCAUCUUAAGACUCUUAAAACUGUCUCUGGUCAACAAGUCUGAAAACACCAGGUUCUUGCUGUUGAUUUAUCAAGAGUCCUUUCUGUCUCAUGUCACUACACCCGACAGGAAAAUAUCAUAUUUUACACUAAAUACCAGCUGCUGAUCACAGCCACAACAAAGCAGCUAUACACUGAGUACAUAUCCACGGUGCAUUUUCGCACGGCUGUACAUUUCCUCACUGUCUGCCUCCCACAGCUUCCCACAGCUUCUAUCUUUUAUCUAAACGCUCUUUGUCUCGUGAUUUCUCACUGUCGUCUUCUUGUGUCUGAUAUGUGACAUUCAAGGCUGUGUGUGAGUGUGAGUGUGAGUGUGAGUGUGUGCGUGUGCGUGUGCGUGUGCGUGUGCGUGUGUGUGCGUGUGUGUGUGUGCGUGCGUGCGUGCGUGUGUGUGUGUACAUGAAAACUGCAUUAUGUGUGUGUGCGGUUACUUUUGUCAGCAUGUGACUUUUCCUCUGGGGAAACAUUUCUGUGGAAAAAUAAUGUGAUGGUUACAUCCUCUUUGAUUACACAUAGAUCUGCUUCUCCUCGCUGAAUUGUAGUACAAUAAUUAAUGUCUGGUUUUCAGCAGCCACAGGAAAGCCUUUGAGUCACUGGCAUUUUAAAGCUGAAAGAAAAAGUGGUUUCAUUCCCAAAAGAAUGUUGAGUCCUGUGCAGUCGCUGUGUGUCUCCUGAUGGAGGUCAUUUUCUUAUCCAGAUAACCUUCCCGAUACUGAUCCCAUUAACUGGACUUUGCGUAUUUGCCGAUAUCGAGUACCGAUCCGAUAUAACUUGUAUAAUGUAUUUUAACAGCCGCAUACUAACCCUGUGUGGAAGUGAUUUCUACCAUUGUUGUAUGGCUUUGCUCAAGUCAAACCCUUUGAAAAACAAAUGCAUAAUGAAUUUCAUAGAAUGAAUGUCACAGAACUAAUGUCCAGCAUACGGCACAUGUCACUGUUGUGGGACUUUCCAGUGUGAAAAGUUGCAGAACUGCUGUGAAAACAGUACUUGCCAGCGGCAGUUCAAUGCAAUUACUGUUUUGGCGUGGCAAAGCAGAAGGGCUCUUUCUGAAUGGAUGCAACAGCGGCACUUUUCCAUGUUAUGCGCCGCGCAAGCAGCUCGACGAGCCACGAUGUGCACCGUGAAGAACACUCAUGCGACCAGUAGAGAUGAAGCUGCCAGCCAGACACAAAAUUAUCAAUGGAGCAAAAGCACAUAUUGUGUGGGUCUGAAUCCCCCGAGAAAUAUUUAAUUAUUUUGCGCACUCCGCCCAUUUUGUGCUGAACCGUCAAACAUAGCGCACAUCGUGUUCCACGUGAAAGAGCCUGAAGAAGUGAUAUCUGAGAAAAGAAAAAUUCCAGCUCUUAUCUGGGUGAAACGUAUAUAUUUUAAAGACGUGGCAUCAGAUUGGUACAUAGAUUUGUGUACUCGUCGAUACCUGACCUGGUGUUUUCAGCAACAUAAAAUGAUUUCAACAAUCUUGGUGUUUUCUUUGAUAUUUCUUCUUCAAAUCCCUUUGUUGUGCUUGUAUCCUCUGAAAUACCCAUUGUGUUUAAGCCCAAGGCUGCUUAGUUAGUCACCUGAACAAAUACAUCAAAACAAUCUGCUUCUAUUCCAGUGAGGCCUUAAUGAAGACUGAUUCAAACUGAGCACCUCGUUUUACCUUCAAGCACAACAACUUCAUUAUUGUGUUCUUUCAGAUUGGGCUUGUUUUUAUCAUAGGUCAAAUAAACGAUGCACGUGAAUAAUACAUUUAGUCAAUUAACACAAUUAGCAUUUAUGGUUCAAAAGACAAAUUAAGUCAUAUGAAGACCUCACCUUGGACUCUGUUGCGUUCUGAUUGACAUCUUUCUCUAUUUUGAAUAGACUGAAUGUCGGAUACUCUUUUUAUUUUCACAGAAAUUCAUGGUGUGUGUGUGUGUGUGUGUGUGUGUGUGUGUGUGUGUGUGUGUGUGUGUGUGUGUGUGUGUGUGUGUGUGUGUGUGUGUGUGUGUGUGUGUGUGUGUGUGUGUGUGUGUGUGUGUGUGUGUGUGUGUGUGUGUGUGUGUGUGUGUGUGUGUGUGUGUGUGUGUUCACCUCACACAGCCCUGUUCCCGCUGAUCUGACCGUGAGACAGAGGAUGCGUCUGUGAACCCAAAGCCCCAUAAACACUUGCUCAAAUGCUCUCAGUCUGUUGUUGGUUGGGGUAGCAAGCGACACAGUGAAAGAGAGAAAGAGAGAGAGAGUGUGUGUUGGUGAGCUCAGAGCGGGGAUGGGGGGAGGAGGGGCUCUCAGACUCCACAACAACGCCAGCGAGAGUGAGACUGUUGAGGGGAGAGAGAAUGCGGCAGAAGGAGCGAGCAGACUGUCAGUGGCCAACUCUGGGAGACAGGGAUACAGACGGAUUCACUCCUCUUCUUUUCUGGCUUCUCCCCUCUUUGUGUGUUUUGUUUCAUUGCUUCUAUCACUCUGAACACCUUUGCUCUCAAUCUUUCUCUGCCUCUCUUCCUCCAGCCGCUGAUUCCCUCUCUCCCUGCAGUCUUUAUUCCUCUGUCCUACAUCCAGACUUGCUCUUCUCUGCUCUCCCUCCUCUUUCUAACCUAUGACUACCUGACAGUGAGCUUCCACUUCUGUCAUCUCUCUUCCUCUUCCUGUUUAUCUUUCCCUCCAUUCUCCUUUUUCUCUCUUUUAUUUUAAUUUUCUUUGCACUUGUCCGUGAUCCAUCUGACUUUGUGUGCUGUGAGGAUGCCAGUGUUAGAGGGGCUCUGGGGCCCAGAUCUCAGGAUGCGAGACUCUGGUCUUGGCGUUGGGGUCGAUGUCGGGGUCUGUCCGGACGAAGAUUCCGGCUCGCCAGUGUGGGGUCCCCUCAGGACUCCUCCGGUCACCUGUGGGGGCCUGUCGCUGGCCCUGGAACUUCCCGCUCUCAUACGGCAGCUCAGGGCGGCCUGGAGGGCACGCAGGGGAGGCCCGCGGGGGUCAGAGAGAAGCGAGGCCAGCUCUUGGGUGGAGGCAGAUAAGGAGGUGGAGACCGAGGAGUUGAAGCAGGAUGUAGAAGACAGGAGCGCAAUUCUGGAAGCUGAUGGCAGACUGAGCACUGGUCAUGCUGGUGUGUUGCUGGCUGAGAGACGAGGCUCCUACCCUCUGAUCGACCUCCGCUUCCUGAAAACCAGUCUCCAGCGAGAGGAGGUGGAGUCCGGCACCAGGAAGAAGGUCACACGUCAGCUGAGCUUCCAGAGAUACUGCCACGCCUCCCGGCUGCUCAGGGGGCUGGUGCCCCCCACCCCCGGGUCCCUACACCUGCUGGACGACGACUACCUGGGACAGGCUGCGCACAUGUUAUCAAAGGUUGGCACAUGGACCUUUGACAUUUUCCUCUUCGAUCGUCUAACGAAUGGAAACAGCCUGGUGACUCUGAUGUGCCAUCUCUUCAAUGUCUACGGUCUCGUUCAUCACUUCCAGCUGGACAUGGUCAAGCUGCACAGGUUUCUGGGUAUGGUGCAGGAAGACUACCACUCCCAGAAUCCCUAUCACAACGCCGUUCAUGCAGCUGACGUCACUCAAGCCAUGUACUGCUACCUGAAGGAGCCCAGGCUGGCAGAGCAGCUGAGCCUCCUGGACGUGUUCCUGGGUCUGAUGGCAGCAGCCGCCCACGAUGUCGACCAUCCCGGAGUCAACCAGCCCUUCCUCAUCAAGACCAGACACCACCUGGCAUCUCUCUAUCAGAACACGUCUGUGCUGGAGAGUCACCACUGGAGGUCGACGGUGGGCAUGCUGCGAGAGUCAGGACUGCUGUCUCACCUGCCUGCUGACAUGUCGCUGGACAUGGAGCAGCAGCUGGGCUCUCUCAUUCUGGCGACAGACAUCAGCCGGCAGAAUGAGUUCCUGUCGACCUUCAGAGAACAUCUGGACAACCAGGACCUGGACCUUCAGCUGGCUUCACACAGGCAUUUUAUGCUGCAGAUUGCCCUGAAGUGUGCAGACAUCUGUAACCCGUGUCGGGUUUGGGAGCUUAGCAGACAGUGGAGUGAGAGAGUGUGUGAGGAGUUCUACAGACAGGGUGACCUGGAGAGAAAGUUUGACCUGGAAAUCAGUCCUCUUUGUAACCAGCAGGUGGACUCUGUCCCAGCCAUACAGACAGGUUUUAUCUCAUACAUUGUGGAGCCUCUGUUUGAGGAGUGGCAGCGUUUCACUGAGCCCAGCCUGCUCAGCCGGACCAUGAUGGGUCACCUGCAGAAGAACAAAGCCCGCUGGAGCCGCCUGCGACACGCACAGACAACAUUAGACACACAGACGCACCCUUCUGAUGACGAGCCCGAAGGAGGAGGUGGAGAGAACAUCCCUUAAUCUUCUUCCUGUUUCUCGGGGUGUUUUCAUCUUCCUUUGUCAGUGGAGCAGAGGAGUGUUUGGCAAACCUCCUUGUUUGUCCUCCAGCGUAUUUCCUCCCACUCCUGGGUGUGCACAGUGGGAGCACAGGAUGGGAGUCUGGCCUGGAUUAGUGAGAUAUGGCUCCCUCUGCUGGUGCAGAGGAUUAUAGCACUGCAGGGAAAUAAAGACGGGGACAAAUCAAUGAUUGAGGAAAAAAGGACGGAUUAUUUUUGGUAAAUAGAUGCCAAUUCGACAAAGUAACGUCACGCUCUGAAACCGUGUGAAAUCAGCUUCACAUUUACAGAGACGUGGUUAUAGAAGUGAAAGGUAGCGACCGAUGACAGAAGAGGGAUCAGCAGAGACAAAUUUGCACAUUGCUGCCAGAACAAUAAAGAAAAGCCAAAAGUAUAUACGAUUCUAACAAGUCAGCUGGACUGCUCUAUAACACGUGUUAUGAAAUAUAUGGAUAUAUCGACUUUAAUGUGCUUUUUAAUCUUUUAGAUGACACAUAUUCAACUCUUUUCACUUCUCUCCUUUUGUACAGCUCGCACUUCGGUUGGAUGCUCCACGUUUCACUGAAGUGCGUUUUAACUCUGAGCACUGACUUGGUACGUCAAGGUAUCGUAAGGUUGUUUUCUGUUUUAUCCUCACUGACACAAAGUGGCUUCAGCUGAGCCGCUCAGACUCUGAUUACCAAUCGUCACCAGGAUGUCGUCGGCCUCGGGCUGACUCACAGUUGUGGACAACACAGGCGAGAGCCUUUUUUUCUUUUGUUACAAACAGAGCAAUCUGUACAUACUGUGAUGUACGACCACAGCUCUUCACAUGCCAAAAUAUCCAGCCAUGUAUAAACCUUGUUACUGGGUAUGGAUAUCGUGAAACAAAACUCUCUCUUACCUUUCUAACAACUCGACGGGUGCACUUAUUUAUCCAAUAACCUCACUUUCACGAGCCUUAAUUCUUGGUCUCUCUGUGAAAAUAGUGUUUUUUUUAAAUCCAGACAAAGCUUUUCUUACACGGUUAAGUUGUUUUUUCUUCAGCCAUACCAGCAGAAUGAAACACACGCCACUGUUUGUUUCUCGUCUGAUCUCUCAGCCAGUGUUUGGGUCCGACUGGGUCGCACACUCAGUACCAAGGUGCCAACGUACUAUUCUGAUACACUCACCCACUGCUCUGUUACCUCUCUAAGGCUUUUCUAUAUCACUGUCUUUUUACACUGGCAGCAGGCACUGUAUGCACUGUAUCUUGGGCCAAUUGGUAACUACUGAUACUUUUAAUUCUAACAUCUAAUUCAUUAUUAAGUAUCGAGUCAAUAAUGCAGAUAAGUGUGUAUUGUCGUUCAUUGUUCAAAUAUGUAAGAUCGUUGCCUAAAAUGGUACUUAAAUGUAUAAUCUGAGUGGUGAAACUGGUCCACGUGGAGCUGAUGCAACUUGAAACAAAGUAUUUGUAAAUAUUAGUUGCUCCACUUGUAAGACGUACUGAUAUAAAACAGUAGUAUUUUGCCUCUCGGCUUGAAAUGUGUACACAUAAGGUUUUUGACUUGGUCGAGGCUGAGUGCACGGUGCCAGCAGAGGCCCCCCCACAUGUCUUCCCUCAGCUAUGACAGAAGAAUAACCCUGAGCUUUAUGGUUCUAACAACCCAGUCCAACACACAGUCUAUUCUACAGACCACUCAAAUAUACAGAAGUGGAGAAACCAACGAUAUAAUAAUGAAUUUAUGUGAGGGUUUUUUUUAAAAGAGAAAAAAAUGUACACUAACUAAUAUUGACCUUUUCUGUGAGGUGUGGUGCAAUAACGUUAAGUCACUGGCCACGUUGUAAGAAAAGAGGCCAUGUUCAUAUCUAUCUAUAGCUCUGGUUGUUUGAGUUAUACCUACAUCCUGACUUUAGCACUUACUGAAACUCCCAUCAUACGUAAACACAUGCUCGUCUGAAGUGCACACUGCUGUCACUGUUUCUGAUGUCUCUGCUGUAAUCAGGUCACAGACCAUCUCUGAGAACAUUUACUGUAAGAUACACACUCACUUGUAGUUACCUACUGACCUAUUCAGCUUUCAGUAUCGAGAGCAAACCUGUGAACGGCGUGAAACGUUACUAAAUGCUACCUAAAACUGCAGUAUUUUUACUCUACGCAACUUUUACACGUCUCUGCUGUAGUGUAGACCUCUAGAUAAGCAUGGGCUGCCUUGUAUUUGAAUACCUCUCAGAUUCUGCGAUGAUACAGGGUGUCUAAGCCAUACUGGUUUUAAUACCAAGAACAAAUAUGUACUGAAAGUCUUUAUUAAGUGUUUUUAUACCAGAGGGAUUAUUAUUAUUACUAUAUCAGAUAAGUAGCAUCUUAUUAAAAAGAAGUCUGACUGUGAUUGUCAAAAAGAGAUUCAACUGGUAUAUAUAUAUAUAUAUAUAUAUAUAUAUAAAACAGUGCCAUUAUGAGAUCAGACACAAAUAACUCAGCAGAAAUAUCAACUUGUCUGUAAACUAUGAACAUUUUUACGCAUGUGCACUGAGAUUUUUUCCUUUUUUUAUGACCUGAGUAAAGCGUCAUCCAUGUUCAGAAGUAACCACUGAGCUCAAUCAACCAAUCCUGAGGUGCUGCUCUACCCCAGAUUUAACUGUGUUGUCCACUAAUCAAAGUUUCACCACAGCUCCCAGUAGGAAGUGGAAAAUAUCUUGUUUGACCUAAAUGGUUUAGAUUCAAUCUAAAGCCACUGUUACUAAGAUAAGUUUAAUUUAAAUGUUUGUUUGUUUUUUCUGUAUUUUGCUCAGUGGUUUAACUGUGAUCGACCUGCUGCCAAAACACUGAGACUGAUGUGAGACACUGAGCAUGUCACUGUGAGACAAAGCAACACCUGUAGUAGUAGUGGCUCUCCUUCAUAUCAGGUGGUCUUCAUGAGUCCGGUUGUCACGGAAACCUAAAUGUUCAUAUGUCCAUCUUCUCUGAAUGGGUUUAAGAUUCUGUUUGUCCAUGUUGGCUUUAAGUUGCAGUUUGUGACUUUCCAUGCACAUGUUAACUACCUGAUGGACUUAAAGCAACACUAUGCAACUUUUACUGAGCAACAGCGCCCUCUGCAGCCACACGUGGUGACUAAUUCUGUUGGGCUCCGACCGCACAGUCCCACUCACUGCACUGAAACAAAAACUUAAGGGUGGAUAUUACCCAUGAUCCCCGGCUUCCUGAACCAGAGGAGCCACCGUUCUAACAAAUACACCAAACUUUGUUUAGAAUUCUAGAUGUUUUAAAAGUUUCCAGGCUGAAUAUCAAAGAAAAACUGGUUUGAGUAAUUUUAACUGAUCUACAGUUCGGCAUUACUCUUAAACUUGCUGGUUAACGAUUCUGGGGAAUUUAACUGACGACUAUCUGUCAGUUACAGAUCAUACCUGCUCACCAAAGUUACACAGUGCAAGAACAAGUGGUACUUAUGAAGCUGCUAUUUUAAAGUAAAAAAAAGUUAAGUAGUGUUGCUUUAAAGUCUUUGAAGGAAAAGUAAUAAUCAGCCUAAUAAUUAUUAUCGAACUUUUGAAUGAAACCUUUCAAAUUAAGCUCUGAUGUCUUGACUGUAUACGUCUGUUCUGAUAACCAACCUCUGAGCACUGUGAACUAUACAAUAAAUGUUUUUCAAUUAACGUCA
Molecule: messenger RNA, 9680 nt
Organism: Hippoglossus stenolepis (Pacific halibut)
Lineage: Eukaryota; Metazoa; Chordata; Actinopteri; Pleuronectiformes; Pleuronectidae
Product: cAMP-specific 3',5'-cyclic phosphodiesterase 7B
Exons: 13
Coding region: 4433-6031 (532 amino acids)
Molecular function (GO): 3',5'-cyclic-AMP phosphodiesterase activity
Source: RefSeq, a predicted model, not a curated record